UCAUACCUCUCAGCUGCCUCAGCUGUUGUGCUAACGACUGGCAAAUUAAGUUUUUUCGCUGUUAUAUACCAUGUAUAUAGUCUUUAAACUUGAACUUUAUAAAGCAGUUAAUCGUUUGUAACAUUAGGUUAUCAGAAUAUCAGAUUUAGGGGGUCACGAGUAUAGAAGUCAUUGUAAACUCGGUUGAAACCCUUUUUACGUAGAUUAUCAUUCCAGACGGCUGAAACACUGGGUCUUUAGUGCUAACGUUAGCUGAAAGCCAGCUAGCUAGCGUUACUAGUGUAACGUAGCUACUUUUUACACAUCGACACACACGGUGGACUCAUCAUUUUUACCGUUUUGUGACCAACGAAAGCGCUGACACGGAGAGGAUUAUUUUUUGGGGGCUAGUAUCUCGGCUAGCUGGUAGUCAGAUAACCUGUUGUCAUCGGUGGGGGGUAGCAGCAUGGACUUUGAAAAUGUCCUGGCAAUCGCUUCUCAAAACCAGGGCCUCAGUAGCCUUCCGAAGCGGUACAGUUUACAAACUGGCCCGCCAAAAAAGGAUCCCAGAAUUAAAGGUGUCAAUUCAUCAGCCGUUCAGGCUUUCUUGAAGAAACAGGAGGCUAGUCAGAAGAAGAAAGUACAACAGAUGAAGAAGGAGAAAGACGAACUUCAGGCCAAACGCGUGGAACUGAAAUCGGACCGGAAAGCCCGCGCAAUGGCAUCACGCACAAAAGAUAACUUCCACGGUUACAACGGAGUCCCCAUGGAGGACAAACCAAAGAGGAGACAUUCCAGAGGAGAGGACGACCCCCAGAGGAGUGACAAUUAUGACGAUGAGGAUAAUUAUGACUAUGCGGAAACCGACUCUGAAUCAGAGCCGGAACAAGUUCCGAAAAGGCCUCCGAUGAAGAGCCAGGUGUCCAGCCAGGUGUCCAGCAAGUCCCUCACUAAACCCGUGGUUAAGAAACCUGGGGGCCCAUCUAAAGCUGCCCCCCCACCUAUGAACUUUGCCGACUUGCUGAAGCUUGCCGAAAAAAAACAGCACGAACCAGUAGAGCUGAAACCAGUGCCAAAGAAGAGCGAGGAGCGGCCCCGAGGCGCAGAGGACCUGCGGGAACUCGAGAUGGAACGCAGGACGAAGAGGCAAGACAAGGGGCACGACGCCACAAAGUCAGACAGAAGCAGAGCGCAGCCGAACUCGAGCACUCACAGGAAGAUCCCUGAGAAAGACAGCAGGGGUAGCAAGCCACAUAGGAGCCUCCCAGAGAAAUCCUCCUCCUCUAGUGAGGCCAGCAAGAAGCCAAAGCCCCACGGCUCUGGAGAGCGACCGCGUAGCUCGUCCAAGCCGUCUCACGUAGACCGACCGAAACCGACCAUAAGCUCCUCAGGUACCACUAGCGGCAAAACCUCGGUCAAGUCUGGCUGUCCGGUGUCUACCAAACAGCCAGCCCCCAGACCAUCCCCAAGCCAGAGACCUAACACCACAAGUGACCUUAACCCAAGGAAAGGGAACCACCUGCUUUCUUCAGGUAAGCCAAGUUCUUCUGGAAUCAAGCCCUCAGGUUCCAACCAAGGAGCACAGCGGAGCUCAGGUCAGAGCCGGCCCAGUCAGGGCAGUUUGGAGAGGCGAUCCUCGGAACAGGCACAGAGGGGACAACAUCAGCCUGACGGGGGCAGGCACAGCAGUGCCCCUCGGCCAAGCAGUAAUGGACAGGUGCGAUCGGCGCCUGGUGGAGCAGCAGGAAAGCUGGGAGGUGCAGCACAGCAGAGGCCUGGGGGUGUUCCACAAGCCAGGCCUGGGGGUGGACCGCAAGCCAGGCCUGGGGGUGGACCGCAAGCCAGGCCUGGGGGUGGACCGCAAGCCAGGCCUGGGGGUGGACCGCAAGCCAGGCCUGGGGGUGGACCGCAAGCCAGGCCUGGGGGUGGACCGCAAGCCAGGCCUGGAGGCGGAGGGGUUCGGCCUGCUGCUGCUGGAGGAGUGCCGGGGCGAGCAGGUGGCAGUGGACCCUCAGGGCCUGGGCGACAAACGUGUACGGUUGUGUCGGAGACCAUCUCCUCAAAGGAUCUCGUGCCAAAACCUGGAAUGCCAGGGAGACCAGGAAUGCCAGCCAGACCAGGAAUGCCAGCAAGACCAGGAAUGCCAGCAAGACCAGGAAUGCCAGCAAGACCUUACGGUCAUGGGCCCCCCGUUAGGCCUCCUGGUGCAGUACUGCCACCCAUCACGUCUUCCUACAAGCGGCAGUAUGAUGAUGAUGAUGAGGACGACGAGGACCCAGAGAUGGACGACUUCAUUGAUGAUGGUGGAGAUGAGCAAGAUGAAAUUUCAAAACAUAUCAGGGAAAUCUUUGGCUAUGAUAAGAACAAAUACAGGGACGAGAGUGACUAUGCAUUGCGGUUCAUGGAGAGCAGUUGGCGAGACCAGCAGAAAGAGGAGGCCAAGAGUUUACGCAUGGGCAUCAGGGAGGACGCGGAGGACAUCCGCAUGGAGGAGGAGGAGAGGAAACAGAAACUAGCGAUGAAAGCCAAGCGGAAAAAAGUUUAGGAAGAGGAGAAAAAUCUGCUUGAUAUGAACUCUGGGUCAAGGAGGAGGCGAGUGAAUGGUUUAGACUGAGGUACAUGUGCCUCUUUGCUGCUCUCACUUGUUGCAUUUUUAUUUAUUUGAAAUUACCCUGAAGGGAGCAGUUUUGCACUAUGGAGAGCCCGUGUCUCGGUAAACUACACUGAGGAAAAUAAUGUUAUGAAAAGCAAUCGCAGACUUCUUUUUUGUACCGACAGCUGCCCAUGCAUAUGUGUACGUGUGGAGGCCUUACAUCUGACUGCAGUUAUCAGAAACAAUGGAGCUCAUUUUAUUCUAUUAAUAUAAUUAUGGUCAAGUGAAAACUGCCAUUCGUUUGAAUUGUACUGCGCUAUUUUUCUUGUUAAAAGUGAUUUGUCAAAUGUU
Messenger RNA from Clupea harengus (Atlantic herring), 2923 nucleotides. It is a transcript of the gene spty2d1, whose product is annotated as SPT2 chromatin protein domain containing 1. Gene Ontology annotation, cellular component: nucleolus. Gene Ontology annotation, biological process: nucleosome assembly; transcription by RNA polymerase I. Gene Ontology annotation, molecular function: DNA binding; histone binding. The record is from RefSeq and is a predicted model, not a curated record. Lineage: Eukaryota; Metazoa; Chordata; Actinopteri; Clupeiformes; Clupeidae.